This is a messenger RNA of Acanthoscelides obtectus, 1148 nucleotides long. NCBI's taxonomy places the organism in Eukaryota, Metazoa, Arthropoda, Insecta, Coleoptera, Chrysomelidae. The record is from the annotation of a GenBank genome assembly.
UUGUGAACUGGUUUUGAAGUACUACUUCACUUCAGAAGUAGAGUCCGAGUGUCUGAGUCACAAAACAAAUAAGACUGAAGCCUGAGUAGAGAGAGUAUCAUUUCUUGUGUUGUGAUUUUGAUUUGUAAUUUUUGACAUAUUUUGCAACUUUUUAAGUAAACUGUUGCUUUGCGUGGAUAUGUUAUCUUUAUUCGGACCAGUAGAAAUAGAAUUUCAAAUAUAUAUAAACUACAAUGCGACACUAAAAUCGCAUUAACUUAUCAGGUUUUUCUGUAGUUUGUAAAUGUUGAAGCUUUGUACUACCAGUUAGCUGCAAAGAGUAUAUGCAGAAAGCAUAUAUUUGCAAUAAGUAUAGCUAUCAAAAUUCCUGUAGCACCUAGUUCCUACUUUUAACGCCUUCCCUGUGCACAAUGAAUAAUAAGAUUAUUCUGUUGAUUAGUGGCAAACGGAAGUCUGGAAAAGAUUAUAUUUGUGAGAAAUUAAAAUCAUUGUAAGCUUUUGAAAUUAACAUACCUAUUAACAUUUAUUGAUAAUGAUGAUUUUCAGGAUAGGUCCCGACAAAUGUGAUAUAAUUCGAAUAUCAGGCCCUUUAAAGGCGAUAUAUGCUGCAGACCAUGGACUUCAACUAGAAGAAUUGAUGAGUGAUAGCCCUUACAAAGAAACUUACAGACUGGAUAUGAUAAAGUGGAGUGAUGAAAUAAGAGCUAAAAAUCCAGGAUACUUUUGUAAAGCAGCUUGCGAUAAUGCAUUCAAAAAGAUAGUCUGGAUAGUCAGCGAUGUUCGAAGAAAAUCUGAUAUCAAGUGGUUCAAAGAAACAUAUGGAAGUAUUGUGAGAACAAUAAGAAUAUCCGCAACUGAUGAUGUACGAAGGCAGAGAGGCUUAGUGUUCAAAACUGGUGUUGAUGAUGAGGAAUCAGAAUGUGGUUUAGAUGAUUAUAAAGAAUGGGAUCAUCAGGUUUCAAAUAAUAAUGAAGAUGAUUGUCAAAUAGCUAUAAAUACUAUAAUCAGUAUUGUUGAAAAGUUUUAAAGUGUAUUUUUGCAGUUUUUAUUAUAGAGGUCUGUAAUAUCUCUGUUGGAUAUAGAUGAUAUUGGAACUGUUGUGAUAGAGCAAUUUUAUUUUAUAUAUUAAAUAAUAUUUUUGAAAUACA